Messenger RNA from Symbiodinium pilosum, 713 nucleotides. Lineage: Eukaryota; Dinophyceae; Suessiales; Symbiodiniaceae. The record is from the annotation of a GenBank genome assembly.
GAGCCUGUGGGGUUGAUCCUGAUCAAUAUGAUGGACAUAAGCUGAAGCUCGUGGGCGCCGGGGGCAAGGUCUACGAGUUGACCAUCCGUGUGAGGCAGAGACAGAGCGCGGAGGGCAUCCAGGAAGGAGAUGUUGUAGUGAUCCGGACCCCUAAGCUUGGCUGGUCGACGAAAGGCCAUGGCUUGCAUGCCGUGUUUUGCCAAGAUGGACGGUCCGAGGAGAUAGCUCUCAGGAACAGCUGGGGCAGCUACAAAGAGUAUAUUCGCAUCAAGCGGGACCACGAUGCCAUAGAAAGGGUCUACGAAGUGGAGAUCACCAAGUUGGUGCAACAGAAGUUAAGAGUCCCCGAUGAAGAGUUCCACACUGCGAAAUCUCGAUUCCAGCGCUCCAGUGCUGCACAUCAACUGCUCAAGCCUGGUCUCAACAUCCAGGGUAGGUGCAGGGGCAGGUGCCGCAAGAUGGUUUGGUGCAAUUUGGGCAAGAACUCCGCAGGAGACGAUCUGAUGCUGAUGCCAGGCCGCUGUCCUUCCUGUAGCGCUGGGCUAGAAAAUGGCGGUUCCACUUUGGGAUUCUACCAGUGCUCCUGGCAAAUCAGCGGCUUCUACGGUGGCGGCAAUGGCAAGGCUGAAAUCUUGAAGGGCGAAUCCUUGAGGGGCACCGUCUCCCCCGUUGACGGCUUUCAAAGUUGGCAGCUGGAGGACAUCACAGCAUAA